This is a messenger RNA of Rhodofomes roseus, 1367 nucleotides long. RefSeq lists its product as uncharacterized. Lineage: Eukaryota; Fungi; Basidiomycota; Agaricomycetes; Polyporales; Fomitopsidaceae. The transcript is spliced from 4 exons. Gene Ontology annotation, molecular function: protein binding. The record is from RefSeq and is a predicted model, not a curated record. Bases 264 to 1268 code for a protein of 334 amino acids.
GUAUGCGUCUUACUCCGGGAUAUUGUGCGGAUUGAUCUCACCCGCAUAUCGCUGCUCAGAAUAUCCUAGGUUUGACGCCGCUCAGUUGGGCGCGUAUGUUGCUUCUCUGUCACGCCUCGAGCUCCUUGCACGCACCACGGUGCCUCAGCACAGUCGCUGCUCUUAUCCUCGCCUCCAUCGCAUCGAUCCUCAGUCCGGCGUACGUGGACGUCCCAUCGCGCUGUAGCCUUAUCUAGAACUAGGUGCACGGUCGACCUGCAAUUAUGGACGCACAAGGGAACGUACAGAGCAACGACACGUCGACGAACGGCACGGCCAAUGAGUCCGAGCCCGCUACGCCCACCGACGCACCCUUCCCUUUCAACAGCCCGCACGCGGAUGUUAUCCUGCGAUCUUCUGAUGGCAUGAACUUCCGUGUCCGAAAGGCGAUCCUCGCUGAAGCGUCUCCCUUCUUCGAGACCAUGUUCAGCUUGCCCACUGGCACGGAGCAGUCCACGGAGAAGACCCAUGCUCCUGAUCUUCCAGUUGUCCCGAUGCCGGAGGACAGUACAGUGGUGGUCGGCCUGCUGCAGUUCUGUUAUCCAGCUGGUCGACAACUGCAGGAGAUGACACUCGAUGACAUCGUGGGUGUGCUACCAGCAGCGAGGAAGUACACGAUGGAUCGGAUGGUGGAGUACGUCACUCCGCUUUUACAAAGAUUCGUUGCAACUUCGUCGCUGCGUGUAUACUGCCUCGCCAUACGUUUCCAGCUGGGCGAAGACUUGACUCGCGCUGCCGCCAGAGGGUUCCUCGAUCAUCCUAUCCAAGUUGCAUAUUCGCACAUCACCGAGCUGGACUACAUAAGUGGUGCCGCUUAUGCCCGCCUACUAGACUAUCAUAAUCGGUGUUCCUUCCAUGUUCAACAACUCUUUGUUCGCUACUAUACAGGUAUCGACUCGGCCUGGGACGAACGUUGUUGGCAUCAGUGCAAUUUCGAGUCCAAGAAAAACUGCACUUAUCGCUCCUUCGAGAACUCUCAACGGGUCACCGUGUGGUUCUCUGGCCUUAUGGUGCGCUGCCGGAAUCUCGCGAAGGACAGGCCCUCUUCCAGAGAGUUUUCGUUACAGAGCACUAUCGCCAAAGCCCUGGUUGAGGCUGGGAAGUGCACUUUUUGCGGACCGCGUGCCUGGGGUGACUUGCAGGUUUUCCUGCCUUUGUUGACAACUAGAAUCGACGGUGCCAUAUCUCAGAUCUCGUUGGACGUCGUCGCAGAAGCGCUGAGCGCCUAGGCACGAACUACGUAGGACAGACGAAUCUACAGGUUGCGACAGUCUGUACGGCUAUGUUUCUGUAUGCUCCUCGUGCAGUGCCACUAAAGUGUCGCGCUC